Messenger RNA from Galdieria sulphuraria, 1287 nucleotides. RefSeq lists its product as uncharacterized. The transcript has 8 exons. Lineage: Eukaryota; Rhodophyta; Bangiophyceae; Galdieriales; Galdieriaceae. The coding region runs from base 31 to 1233 and encodes 400 amino acids. The record is from RefSeq and is a predicted model, not a curated record.
UGGAAAAGAAUAGAAUGAAAUCAUCUUUUCAUGGCCUUUUUAUCUUGUACUUGGCUUGGUACAGAAAGAGCUUUUGUUUUCCAUAAAGUUGGGAAAGGAUAUAAAAAGAACAACUAUAGUAUUAGAAAAAGUUCUAGUGCAGUCCUGAAGACUAGUUGUUGUGUCCAGUUUUCUGAUCAUCAAAAGGAAUAUACUGCAGCUUUGGUUAUUCCAACGGGGACUGGAGCUAGAAUAGGAGGCUAUGCAGGUGAUGGAUUGCCUACUGCUCGAGCCUUUGCUUCUGUGGUUGAUCGACUGAUUGCUCAUCCAAAUGUAUUGAAUGGUGCUCUUAUGUAUUGGCCUAUGGACAACGUUCUUUAUGUAGAAGGAUUUGGGAUGGACCAGUUUUUUAGUGGAAAGUGGGGUCUUCGUCCAGUCAGAUGGAAUCGGGUAGGUUUGGUAUUGGACAGUGGAAUCGAAGAAGAGUUGCUGUAUCGUCAUCUUCAGUGUGCAGAUGCUGCUCGAGCCACAUUGGGAAUUGCCGUGACUGAUUAUGCUUUGACUGAAAAGGCGUUGCAUGUUGAGACUUUUAUAACGGACGAUGGGACAAGUAGUGGUAGAAUUGAAGGGUUAGAACUAUUGGUUCGAGCUAGCCGAAAGUUGAUAGAAGAAAGAAAUUGUGAUGCCAUAGCGUUGGUAACUCGGUUUCCAGAUGAUGAUGAUGAGUUGCUGCAUUCUUAUCGACAUGGCUAUGGAGUGGAUAUUGUGGGUGGAGCAGAAGCUCUCAUUUCUCGACAUGUUGCUCAAGAAUGUCAAGUUCCAUGUGCACAUGCACCUGCAUUAUCUCCAUUACCAUUGGAUAAGACGAUUCAUCCCAAGUCUGCUGCUGAGGAAUUGGGAUAUACUUUUUUGACAAGUGUUUUAGUGGGACUUUCUAGAGCUCCUCAUUAUAUAACAAGUCGUCAAGACUCACAUGCUGAAGAUAUUUGGGUGGAUUCUUUGGAUGCGGUAGUAUUACCAUUUGGAGUUCACCAAAAUACUUGUGCAGUUGAGCAAUUGUAUCAUUCACGUACGGCCUUGUUUUAUGUAGAAGAAAAUAGUACCGAAAAGAAAGAUAUUCCAAUCCCAUCAGAUAAUCGUUUGAUAAAGACCAGCAACUAUUUGGAAGCUUUAGGUUUCAUAGCGGCACAUAAAGCAGGAGUAUUAUGGGACGCUAUGAGACCACAAAUCAGCUCCAUUCGACGAUGUCCAUAAAUAGGAUAAAUAGGAUGAAUCCUAUCAGGCAGCAAAGGUACAUUUCCCAGCAAU